AUGACAGGUCUCGACAUUGCUAAAGAUCGCUUGAUCGAAAUUGCCGUAUUGAUAACGGACGGCGAUCUGAAUAUUGUUGCCGAGGGACCAGAGCUUGUUAUUAACCAGCCCCGUGAACUUAUGGAUAAUAUGAAUGACUGGUGCAAAGAACAUCAUGGCGCUUCUGGCCUAACCAAAGCGGUUCUGGAAUCACAAGUGUCCACUGAAAAUGCUAAAGACCAAGUGUUGGACUUUCUGAAGAAGCACAUUAAAACCGGUGAAGCGCCACUCGCAGGCAAUUCUGUUCAUGCUGACAAACGAUUCCUUGAGAAAGAGAUGCCUGAACUUGUCGACUAUUUGCAUUACCGUAUCGUUGAUGUCAGCACGAUCAAAGAACUGACGAGGCGAUGGUACCCGGACAUUGCCAAAGGUGUCCAAAAGAAGAACUGCCAUCGCGCACUCGAUGAUAUCAAGGAAAGCAUUUCCGAACUUCAGUAUUACCAAAAGCAUGUAUUCAUCCCUCAACAACAAUAA
Zychaea mexicana is the source of this 513-nucleotide messenger RNA. RefSeq names its product ribonuclease H-like domain-containing protein. Gene Ontology annotation, cellular component: mitochondrion. Gene Ontology annotation, molecular function: 3'-5'-RNA exonuclease activity; nucleic acid binding. The record is from RefSeq and is a predicted model, not a curated record. The coding region runs from base 1 to 513 and encodes 170 amino acids. Lineage: Eukaryota; Fungi; Mucoromycota; Mucoromycetes; Mucorales; Lichtheimiaceae. The transcript has 5 exons.